This is a messenger RNA of Cornus florida, 606 nucleotides long. RefSeq lists its product as uncharacterized. The coding region runs from base 1 to 606 and encodes 201 amino acids. Lineage: Eukaryota; Viridiplantae; Streptophyta; Magnoliopsida; Cornales; Cornaceae. The record is from RefSeq and is a predicted model, not a curated record. The transcript has a single exon.
AUGAGGAACACGGUUACAACAAAUAGUCAUGAAGAAGAUGAAAAACAACAUCAGAAGAACACGGUUACAACAAAUAGUCAAGAAGAAGAUAAAAAAAACUGUGAUGAUGAGGAGGAGGAGGAUGAUGAGAAGGCGGAGGAAUCAGAAGAAGAGAAGAUUAAUACAAACAGUGAAAAUGAAAAUGCGGAAGAUGAAAAUGAUGAAUCCGAAUCCGAAGCAGGAGGGCAGAAACAAGAUGGUGAAGAUGGUGAAGAUGAUGAAGAUGAAGAUGUAUUUGUGAGUGACAAAGUAGAAGACGUGGGAAAUAGUCUUCUGCCUAUUGACAAGAGAUCACUAGUUGUCCAAAAGUCCAAUUUAACUAGUUCUGAAGAAGAUUUUUAUUCAGAAUCUGAAUCUAAAUCUGAUUGUCGCUCUUCCAAACCCCUCCCAAAGCCUAUUGUGAAAUGUCCUGCAAAGAAGUCGGAACAAAAUGAGAUACCAGAGCCACAGAGGAAGAAGAGAAAUGUUAACAAUGGUUGUCAAGCUAUCGAAGAGAAGAAGUCUGCUUUUAGUAGGUUUUGGAUCGAGGAGGAUGAAAUUGCCAUCUUGAAGGGAAUGGUCGAGUAA